Messenger RNA from Podospora pseudocomata, 1086 nucleotides. RefSeq lists its product as uncharacterized. The transcript has a single exon. Bases 1 to 1086 code for a protein of 361 amino acids. Lineage: Eukaryota; Fungi; Ascomycota; Sordariomycetes; Sordariales; Podosporaceae. The record is from RefSeq and is a predicted model, not a curated record.
AUGCCAGAAAACUUCUUCACCCGCAACUCCCUCCCCGAAACUACAGAACGCCUCCUUUUUGGCACAGCCCUCGCUCGGUUCCCUACCUCUGUGCCCAUCGAGCCCGCUGUUCAGGGGUACUGCUCUUACACGCUUCUCAACACCACCCAGCAGCUCGUUUUGCAGUUCCGGCCCGAGAAACAUGCCAUUGAUCUUGAGGUUGCAGCUUUGGCGAGGGGGGUUCAUGGGGCUUGGGCGCCGGAGACGGAAUUUCUUGGGUUUGUUGGGGGGAAGGAGGGCGGGAGGAUGGGGUUUUAUUGUCAUGGGUUGAUUCCUGGGAGGAUUUUGGCGGGUUUUAGGACAGGGGAGGGAGGGGUUGAGGUGGGUGGGUUGGUGAGGGAGUUGGCGGAGUUUUAUGCGCAGGCGUAUCGUUAUGGUGGGUGUGGUGGUGAACGGAGAGGGAAGGUUGGGGGGAGUUUGGAGGGGCGGUUGGUGAUGUUGAGCGAGGGACUUCCUGCUCGUUUCCGACCGUUUGUGUCUCCUGUUCUUGGAGAGCUUUCUGGGAUUGUUGAGCUUCCUUGGGUGCUUACACAUGGGGAUUUUAGCGCGGAUAAUGUUAUGGUGAGGUUGGAGAGCGCUGAGAAGCGGAAGGAAAGGGGUAAAGGGAGGUCGAGGGGUGGUGAGAUGUCGAAGCGGGAGUUGAGGUUGAAGGGUGUCAUUGACUGGGCCGAAGCUGAGUUUUUGCCGUUUGGGACGGGGUUGUAUGGGUUGGAGAGUAUACUGGGACAUCUUGAUCGGCUGAACACGUCUAAUGAAGAAGAAGUAGGAGGGAGGUCUCGAUUAAGAGACAUAUUCUGGUCUGAGUUAGCAAGUCUGAUACCCCAACUGAAGACAGAUGAGGAAUUCUACGAGAGGGUGAAAUUGGCCGGUUUGAUGGGCGUGCUAUUUUGGCAUGGGAUAGCAUUCGACAACGGGGCACUUGACCGGGUUGUUGAGGAGGGGAGGGAUGAUGAGGAGAUUGGGCUGUUGGAUGAGAUUUUGUUUGGUGAAGGGAGUGAAGACUUUGCCGAGUUAAAAAGCAAAAGAGUCGAAAACUCCAAAAAAUGA